GGGAUCAACUCAAUAAAAACUGCAGGAAAAACUCAAUAAAGUCAUUGAUUUUUGCACUCGAAGCUAAAUGUGGAAAAAAUUUGACAGUUCUUUUUUUUAUUAGUACCACAAACCCAGCUGAUCCACUAAUGAAGCGAUAAAAACUUCGGAAAAGAUUAAUUUUAUUAUGAAUUCUUUUUCGGGGUAUUCAAGAAAAAUCUGUCGUACCUGCCUCGAGGAAAAUGGAAAAUUCCGUUCGAUUUUCACCAAGAGUAAUCGUCUGGGAAUAUCUGCUGAAGAAAUGCUUCAAUCUUUUUCAAACGUAAAAGUGAUAAAGGAUGAUAAACUUCCUGGAUUUAUUUGCUAUAAUUGCUUGCACAGACUAGAAAAUGCAUAUAAAUUCAAAAUAGUCUGUGAAUCCUCUGAUUACUAUUUGAGGGAGUGUCUUCUGAGGAAUAUCGACAUCUCUUCCAGAUCCGGGAAGGUAAGGAAGAAGACUCCAGAUGACAAUGUGAAUAACGACCAAAAGAUUGGUCAGGAAAAAGUUUAUAAAUCUGCGGAACCAAAAGUUCCACCAACAAAAAGGGAUUCCUAUUCGAUUGCUAGUCUUGUGCCAGAAUUCGAUGAGAGCAGCAGGAAGGAUGGGGAAAAAGGGAAAAAACGGAAAGUAAAGGAGCCACAGAAGUGUUUCAAAUGUGGGAAGACUUUCCAGUACCGGGGUUACUUGACAACCCAUCUACGCACCCACACAGGAGUCAAACCCUUUGAAUGCCCGGUUUGCAAGAAAAAGUUUGCCCAAGCUGGAAACGUUCAUCUUCAUCUAAGGACUCAUAGUCGCGAACGAAGAUAUCAAUGUGAGAUAUGUAGCAAAAUGUUUACAACAUCGAGCAAUCUCUAUGCUCAUCACAGAACUCACUCCAUCGAGAGAAAUUUCAUCUGCAGCAUCUGUUCGAAAGCCUUCAAGACUUCGGGAGAGCUUGCAAGUCAUGCAGGUACUCACAGUGGACUUAAGAGUCAUGUUUGCAAGGUCUGCGGUAAAGCAUUCUAUAAAACAUCCUAUUUGAAUCUCCACAUCAGAACUGUACAUGUGGGCGAGAAGAGGCACAGGUGCACGGACUGCGGUAAGGAAUUCUCAAGUCGUUCCAAUCUUACGUGUCACUUUCGUAUUCACACGGGUGAAAAGCCUUUCGCAUGCAAAUUCUGUGGUGAUAAAUUUAAUCAAUCAUCUGCUCUUAUGCGACACGCUAGGCAGCACACGGGUGGGAAGAAAAUCUCCCCGAAGGAUGCUGCGGCAAAGUCAGAACAAUCUCAGAAUGUUCGUAAAGUUGGGAAUUUCUCAGAAUCUGAAGAAAUCCCACAAAAUCCCAUGGCUGUCCCAGCUGUAACGUACUCCUCGUAUUAUCUAAAAUUCCAUGAUCCCCAGGAAGCACCACCGGGAAUUAUUGUCUGUGAUCAACCACCACCGGAAAGUAGUUAUGAUUUCACAAAACCACCCACAAUUGAUUACAUCAAAACGUACUCUACAUAUCCCUUUAAUUCUUUAACACACUAAACAGAAUUAUAAAGAACUCUGUGUUGGACCAAACUGUUCUGCUGCUAAUCCCAUAGCUUCACUGGCCAUUGGUACCAGAACUUCCGUAGCAGCUGAAAUACAAAAUUUCAAACAUAGUUUUCGUUCGAAUCCUGAAAAAAGUGUUGUGGAUUGAAUAACUUACUUAUUUGCCCAUAUUUCAUUCCUAGCUGCAUCCAAGGUUCCAUUUGGGACAUAUCUUGCCUCUUAAUCCUUGGUCCUUUAUCAGUAGGUUGUAAAUGCCCAUUUUUACUAAAUAAAAUGAGGCAAAUUAUCAUCAAAAGCACCCUCAUCGCUUUAUUAGUCCAACAGCACUGUCUCACCCACUGAUGUACACCUAUCUUCACCUGUAGAACUUUUUAUAGACCUACAAAAGUUACCCAUGCCCCACUCCAGAGGUAAAUCAGAGACCGUGGUCUGAAUUAGUAGAAAUUGAUAGAGAACACCAAACAUUUAGCAUAAAAAACCUCAUUUAGAAUAUAUACUGACAAAGUAUUGAUAAUAUUAUUGCAAUUCGUACAUUUUUAUUAUUCAAUUCCGAGACAAUUUUCAUUGUAAAGCCUCUAUCUAAAGGAAGUGCUUCCGGAAUGCAAUUUUAUUACAAGUUACACCUUUAUUACAGUUUUUUAUUCUCAUUCAGUUUAUAUCAUAGUUUUCUCUUCGAUUUAGUUACUCUCAGGGGAGAUUUUGGGAGAGAGAGAUUAAAGCGAAAAAAGGGUUCUUAUAUAUUUAAUUACUAAGUUGCACGUAAAUAUAUCUUGUGACUUUGAGUAUGCAAUCCUUAAAUAUAUCAUUAACAGUUUUGUCUCAUUACUCAUUUUUUUAUAAUACAUAUUUUGUUAACUAAUGAAAUAUACGCGUUUUAAAUAUUACACAAUUUUAA
Molecule: messenger RNA, 2432 nt
Organism: Lutzomyia longipalpis
Lineage: Eukaryota; Metazoa; Arthropoda; Insecta; Diptera; Psychodidae
Product: zinc finger protein 79-like
Exons: 3
Coding region: 167-1531 (454 amino acids)
Biological process (GO): central nervous system development; regulation of transcription by RNA polymerase II
Cellular component (GO): nucleus
Molecular function (GO): RNA polymerase II cis-regulatory region sequence-specific DNA binding; zinc ion binding; DNA-binding transcription factor activity, RNA polymerase II-specific
Source: RefSeq, a predicted model, not a curated record